UGGUAAUUGGUGACACGAGCUUCGGAGCCAUGUAGAAAUUCUUUGGGGUGUAUCGACAAGUUUGAAAACAAGUGUAGUAGAGUACUGUACGCAUGAAGACAUAAACAGUCCACCGUUUUUAAAUUUUCUUCAGGUUGUAAAACCGAAGUGGGACCAUGGGAGUGCCAGCAUUUUUUCGGUGGUUGAGCAGAAAAUAUGCAUCAGUCAUCGUGACAUGUAUUGAAGAGAAGGCUAAAGAAAUAGACGGACUGAAAGUUGAAGCGGAUUCGAGUCAGCCGAAUCCAAAUGGCGUUGAAUUUGAUAACCUUUAUCUAGAUAUGAAUGGAAUUAUUCAUCCUUGUACGCAUCCUGAAGACAAGCCAGCACCAAAGGAUGAGGAUGAGAUGAUGGUUGCUAUCUUUGAAUGUAUUGAUCGAUUAUUCAACAUUGUGCGCCCACGCAAACUGUUGUACAUGGCCAUUGAUGGUGUGGCACCCCGGGCUAAAAUGAAUCAGCAACGGUCACGGCGUUUCAGAGCUUCUAAGGAAAGUGUUGAGAAAGUUCAAGAAAUGGCUCGUAUUCGAUCAGAAUUGGCAGCAAAGGGUUGUUUCCUGCCACCAGAGAAACCAAAGGAGAGCCACUUUGACAGCAACUGCAUUACUCCUGGCACACCAUUUAUGGCUAGACUAUCCACAUGCCUUCAUUACUACAUACAUGAUCGUCUUAACAAUAAUCCAGGCUGGAAGGGCAUUAAAGUAAUUUUGUCUGAUGCUAAUGUUCCUGGUGAAGGUGAACACAAAAUUAUGGAUUAUAUAAGAAGACAAAGAGCUCAACCUGACCACGAUCCAAACACUCAACAUGUGCUAUGUGGUGCAGAUGCUGAUCUUAUCAUGUUGGGAUUAGCCACACAUGAACCCAAUUUUACAAUCAUCCGUGAAGAAUUCAAACCUAAUAAGCCUAAACCCUGUGAUAUAUGCAGUCAGAUGGGUCACGAGAUGAAAGACUGUCAGGGACUGGAAAGGGAACUUGCAGAUGGUGAAGUAGAGCCUGCAUUUUCUGCUGAAGUGGAGUUCAUAUUUGUGCGUUUGAGCAUCUUGCGGGAAUACCUGCAACGUGAGCUGGAGAUGCCUGGUCUUCCAUUUCCGUAUGAUUUUGAGCGUGCUGUAGAUGAUUGGGUCUUCAUGUGUUUUUUUGUGGGAAAUGAUUUUCUUCCUCAUCUACCUUCACUUGAGAUCCGUGAGAAUGCUAUUGACCGUCUAGUUAAUUUGUACAAGAAAGCAGUGUAUAAAACUGGGGGUUUUCUGACUGACAGUGGUAAUGUAAACCUUGAUCGGGUGCAGCUAAUCAUGUCUGAUCUUGGAGAAGUAGAAGAUGAAAUUUUCAAGAGCAGACAGGAAAAAGAAGUUCGAUUUAAAGAACGAAACAAGGCACAAAGGAAGAGGCAGAAACUACUUAGAGAUUUUAAACCAGCAUGGACACCUGUUGGACAGUAUGCACCCACACCUGUGGGGCAGCCAGUCAACCCUAUCCAGAAUCCACGUCAAGAAGCCUACAGAAUGCGCAUGCAAGCAAUGAAUGCCUCAAAUACUGGGCUCAAUGCCUUAAUUGUGCCAGAGGGUGCAAACCGUGGUGUUAAAAGGAAAUCAAAUGAAAUGGAAGAUAACUCAGACUCAGAGGAAGAAGAGGUUAAUGAUGAAGUUCGCUUGUGGGAAGACGGUUUCAAGGACCGCUAUUAUGAAUCUAAAUUUGAUGUGGGACCUGAUAACAUUGAAUUCCGUGUCCGUGUGGCACAUGAAUAUGUCCGUGGCCUCUGUUGGGUGCUGCGGUAUUAUUAUCAGGGUUGUGCUUCAUGGAAGUGGUACUUUCCAUAUCAUUAUGCUCCUUUUGCAUCAGAUUUUAUCAAUAUAGGUGUGUUAUCAACAGAAUUUGAAAAGGGAACAAAACCAUUUCGACCACUUGAACAGUUGAUGGGUGUGUUUCCUGCUGCUAGCAGUUCCCAUGUCCCUGCACCAUGGGCUAAACUUAUGAGUGAUCCUGACUCCAAUAUAAUUGACUUCUACCCUGAAGAUUUUAAAAUUGAUUUGAAUGGCAAAAAAUUUGCAUGGCAAGGAGUAGCUCUUUUGCCAUUUGUUGACGAGACAAGACUAUUUGCUGCACUUGAACCGUAUUACAGUUGUUUGACUGCUGAAGAAAUUAAAAGAAAUGUACGUGGAGACGACAGAUUGUAUGUUACUAAACAGAAUUCUGGAUUUAACUUCAUCAGAGGAUUGUAUCAAGAGCAAGUGGAUCCUAAUGUGGAAGUCAGCAUCAGCAUAGAUGGAAUGAGGGGCACAGUGCUCUUAACUAGUGACUGUGUUCCACAGGGAGGGUCUCUAAAUUCUCCUGUGGUCGGUCUAAGCACCAUAAAUAACAAUGAAGUAUAUUGUGUGAAAUUCAGAGAUCCGAAGUAUGCUGAUACUUUCAUCUUCCCAGCCAAAAGAUUGAAGGGUGCCAGGGAACCACCAAGAGUGCUGAAACCACAGGACUUGAAUGCUCAUGACUCUCGAAACUGGCGGCCACAGAUUGGAAUGUCUCCUGCCACACAGAGAGCCUCAUUAGGGGCAGCAGGGCACCGAAUGCUUGGGCAUUACAAUCAAAAUUCCCCACAACAGGCAACAGGACUGUACAACCAGUUUGUUGCUGGUGGAAUAUUACGGCUUUCUAAUACCUUCCAAAACCAGGGGUCUGAGGGUGGUGGUUUCGGAGGAGGGCGUGGCCGCCGUGAUCAGCCACAGGACCGGCGCGGAUUCCACAGCACAAACAGCAGCAACACAUCCAGUAGCGGCUACGGGUCCGGAGAUAGUAACAGGUACGGCGCAGUCAACUUCGACUACAGCAGCAGGCGGGGUGACCGCGGUGGCAGCGGCGGUUACGGAAGCAGCAGCGGCGGUUACGGAAGCAGCAGCGGCGGCGGCCGCACCUUCCGCGACGACGGGUCAGACGCCGGUCGCAGCUUCCGCGGCGGCUCACGCGACGCCAACAGCUUCGGCGGCCGUGACUACCGCGGCGGCGACGCGGGCUACAACAGCCAGGGCGGCGGCCGCGCACACAGCAACAGCUUCGGCAGCAACAGCAGCGCCAGUGGGGGACGCAGCUACAAUAGCAGUAGCGUCAGCAGCGCGGGUUCGGGCGGCGGCGGCGGCCCCAUGCGUAGGCGCGAGGCAGCCGCCGUGCGCAGCUAUACCACGGGCGCUGGCGGUUCCAGCAGCACGUACAGGACCACCGGCGGACCGGCAUCCAACUUCGGGGCUGCUGGCGCUGGAGGUGGCCGACGUGGUGGUGGAAAUCAAGGCUACACCUCAUCACAACGUGGUGCCGAUAGAGGCUCCAGACGCAAUUUUCCAUACUGACGCAGAUAGCAUUUUAUGGCUGUCUCAGCAUGAAACGUCAGUGAUCAAGUGACCUGAAAUCACCAAAGGAUCUCUGUUGUCACGUGAUGAAUUUAUAUUUUAUGAAAAAAAGCUAGAAUUUAAGUUAAUUAGAUAUAAACUUUUUGUAGAAAUGAACACAAUUAUUUCAGCUGCACUUCUUAAUAUUUCAUUGUCACUUUCUCAAGCGGAGUGCAGUCUGAAUGUUAAGUGACAUAAUUCAUGCACAUGACGAAACCUAGUUCACGAACUGCAUUCUAGUUUUGAUUAGCUUCUGAUGAUGAGGCUCAGUGCUCCCCAUCUGGAGGGACCAGAUUUUAAACUUUUCUUAUGUCCUCAUAAUAUUUGUCAUCAUUUAUUGUCCUAGAAAGGUCUGUGUUCUGUUACUGUCAGUGUGGCAGAAAUUGACUGCCAUAACCAUUCCUCAUUGUCAUGAGUGUGUACUAUGUGCUUACACAGGAAGUUUCUAUUAUUAGAUACUGUUCAUUGGUGAUAGAUUAUCAUCAUGGUAGAGAAAACUGUGUGUUACUUUUUUUUAAAUUACUGUAACAAUUUCUACCAUGCCUCAUUAAAUUACAGGUUUUAGUAGAAUA
Messenger RNA from Schistocerca serialis cubense, 3979 nucleotides. It is a transcript of the gene Rat1, whose product is annotated as 5'-3' exoribonuclease 2 homolog. NCBI's taxonomy places the organism in Eukaryota, Metazoa, Arthropoda, Insecta, Orthoptera, Acrididae. The transcript is spliced from 21 exons. Gene Ontology annotation, biological process: nuclear-transcribed mRNA catabolic process. The record is from RefSeq and is a predicted model, not a curated record. Gene Ontology annotation, cellular component: nucleus. Gene Ontology annotation, molecular function: 5'-3' RNA exonuclease activity; RNA binding. Bases 156 to 3368 code for a protein of 1070 amino acids.